UUUCACUUCUUUAGUUUUAUUCGUGAAACACCAUUGAUAUGUGCAAAUUGAAGAAUAUUAUAUUCUUGAUUUUCCUGAUGUCACCUAUCAAUGCGCAACUGGACCCGGAUUUAACUUCAAUUUUAUUCGAUGAAAUCGAUGAGUAUUUGAGUGAGUUAAUAUCAAAUCAUCAAGCUUUGAUGAAUCAUUAUUCAUUAUGCCCCGCCAAAAGAGAAAGGUAUGAGACGAAAAUUCUAAAUGCAAGCCGUACGAACGUUAUAGAUGACUCCACCUUACUGCCGAUGGUAAACGUCAAGUUGAAGAUAUUGAAACACUAUUUGCACAGUCAAAAACUGGCGAAGGAAUGCUCAAAUAUUGAAAAUAACGUUGAGAAAUAUACAAGUUUUUUAAUGAUGCAGCCUUUAAACUCUGAAAGCGAAUAUAAAUAUUAGGAAUACCUUAUGUUCACUAUUAAAAUUAAUCAUCCCUAGCAAAAAAU
Messenger RNA from Drosophila serrata, 478 nucleotides. RefSeq lists its product as uncharacterized. NCBI's taxonomy places the organism in Eukaryota, Metazoa, Arthropoda, Insecta, Diptera, Drosophilidae. The record is from RefSeq and is a predicted model, not a curated record.